AUGGCUGCUGUGGGUUCUGUGGUUCCAAUGGUUCGUUCUCGGACCUUCGUGGACCUGGUCUCAGCUGCUCCACAACCGAUUCCAGCUUUUGAUGUGCCAUUUAGGGCACCAAAAGUGGUUGAUGGUGAACUCUGCUUUUUGUUCUCUAAGGAUGAAAUAAGGAAAUCUGCAGAACCAUUCUGGUUCUCUCUUGUCCUCAAAUUCCUCCGGAGACGUCCUUCUCUUGAUGCCAUCAGAGCUUUCAUCCGUUCCCGUUGGGGAUUGUCUGGUAUCCCGGUAGUUUCUUCCAUGAGUAAGCCUCGUAAUGUAUUUAUUCGGUUUCAAUCUGAGAGUGAUUUAAACAAAGCUUUAUCCAGAGAAGCAACAGAUGUUGAUGGAGUUCACUAUAGGGCUUUUCUCUGGUUGACAGAUUUUUCUGAGAAUGAGGAACCUUCGUUGGUCCCGGUUUGGAUCAAUCUUCCAGGGCUUCCUCCUAAUUUCUACCACUCAUCCUUUUUGAAGAUCUUCACUGCGCCUAUUGGGAGAUUUAUAUGUUGCGAUAACUUUACUCGGUGUGCCACAAGGAUUGAUGGAGCUCGUGUGUGUGUGGAGAUGGAUGCUGCGAAGCCUCCUUUGAAUUCCUUCUGGAUUGGAACCCCUGGGUCUCCUUCUAGCUGGUUGCAGGAAGUGGUUUUUGAAACACUGCCUGCCUUUUGCAUAAAGUGCAAACUACAAGGCCACAAUGGGAAAACAUGUAAAACUGUGGAACUAGAACAUGUGGAUCCUGAAAACCUUUGUAACGAAGAACCUAUGGAGGACCUUGUGGAAGUCACGAAGCUGCAGGAGAGUGAAAGGAUUGAAGGUAACCCGUUAGUGGUGAUGAAUGAUGUGGAAGUUAUUAAUGAGGAGGUGGAAGAGGGGGAAGUGUUACCAAACCAAGUUCUGGCCGACAAUAUAGUUGGGUUGCAAGAGGUGGAUCCUGGUCAAUCUAUGGCCCUUGGUGCAGUGCUUGUGGAGAAACCAGAUUUGGUGAAUGAUGCUUUAAUUGAGCAAGUGGAAGAAGUUGAACAACUAGCAAGCCAGGUGUAUGCUAAAGUUGACUAUUCUAGAACUCCACAGGUGGAAAUUGGGGAUGCUCAACUAGAGGUACUAGAUGAAGAGCAAAUAUGGGUAGCAUCAUUAUUUGAUUCGGAGGGUGCAAAUCAGGAUGCCCAUAUUCAAACGGAAAAAGAAGUUAUGUCGGAGCCGGAAGACUCUGCAAAAACUGUUAGUGCCAAGAUGGGAAAUAAGCCGUUUGUGGAUGAACAAAAUCUUAGACGGUUACAAAGUGUUGUAUCCUUUGAAGGCAGUGUUUCAAAUCAGGAGCUGGGGGGAAAACUAUGGGUGCAAUGGUCUAAAGAGGUAAAAGCUUCGGUGAUGCACUUUUCUUCUCAAAGUAUCACUAUGGCUGUUGAGAUGAAUGGUAAAUGUAUGUGGAUUACGUUUGUUUAUGCAAAGUGUAAUUAUGGGGAGCGUCAAAAAUUAUGGGAUGAUUUAUGUGGGCUACAGUCUUCGAAUGUCCCAUGGAUUGUUAUUGGCGAUUUCAAUAUAAUUAGAUCAGAUAAUGAACGGAUUGGGGGGCAUCCUCGUCCUCGCAUUGCCUUGGAGGAAUUUAAUUCAUUCAUUGAUAUGGUCGGUUUAACUGAUCUGGGAUUUCAAGGAAAUAAGAUGACUUGGUGUAAUGGGCAGGAAGGGAGUUCUAGGAGUUGGGCAAGAUUGGAUCGAGCACUUGUUAAUUUGGCUCACAACUUGGAGUUUCCCUUGGCUGGAGGUUUAUAUUUGCCAAAAUUUUCUUCUUAUCCUGCUAUUUUACAGGUUGAUUUGUGUCUAGAGGAUAGAAGAUAUGGUCAUGUCCCUUUCAAAUUCCAGCAGAUGUGGACAACUCAUGAUGCUUUUAUGAAUCUUGUGACUAAUGAAUGGAAGGAGGAUCAUGGUCGUGGUGGGAUGUUUCAGCUGGCUAGGAAGUUAAAAAAAUUGAAAGGUGCUCUUCGUUUAUGGAACUUAAUGUGUUUGGGUGGACUGGCCUUCAUAUUCAGUAGCUGGAGGAGAGAGUGCAGGCUUUAG
This is a messenger RNA of Carya illinoinensis, 2082 nucleotides long. RefSeq lists its product as uncharacterized. NCBI's taxonomy places the organism in Eukaryota, Viridiplantae, Streptophyta, Magnoliopsida, Fagales, Juglandaceae. The coding region runs from base 1 to 2082 and encodes 693 amino acids. The record is from RefSeq and is a predicted model, not a curated record. The transcript is spliced from 4 exons.